AUGCCGCCUACGACAGAGGAAGGAUGGCUUACCACGAACGAUGGCGCUCGUCUAUACACUAAAACAUGGAAGACGAGUUCCGGCAAGGAGAUGGGAGCCGGCCUCGACUGGCAUGCUGGAGUGAUGGACUUUACACCCAACGUCCUUCAUCAAGCACUGCUCAUCCACUCGAGAUCAUCGCUCCUUGACCACUGCAACACCUACUCCCAACUCUUCAACACCCUCACCACGCACCACAACCUCCAAAUCCACGCCUUCGACCAACGAGGCUGGGGCCGCUCUGUCCACCAACCCUCCGAACGGGGCCUCUCCGGUCCCACCACCCAAGUCCUAACAGACCUCCACGAUUUCGUUCUGCACACCCUCACGCAACAUGCCAGCACCAACCCACCACCGCUCUUCCUCAUGGGCUCCUCCAUGGGCGGCCAGAUCGCGCUGCACUACUGUCUUUACACCCUCCGGACCACCACAAUCCGGAACCGCCCACAAUUCGCUGGACUACUGCUCCAGGCUCCCUUCGUGGCAUUAGCACCUGAAUCAGCGCCGGGCUGGCUGACGGUCAAAGCCGGGAAGAUGGCGGCUAAGCUCAUGCCAUCGAAGCAGAUGGCUCAGAAGAUGGAUCCUAGCUUCAUGUGCCGCGAUCCGGCUGUGUGUAAGGAGUGGAAUGAUGAUCACUGUGUCACGACACGGGCGUUGAGCACGGGGGCGUAUGUGCGGAGUCUGACGAAUGAGUUGCCGUGUCCGGUGUGGUUGGCGCAUGGGAGUGGCGAUCGGGUGACGAGCGUCAAGGCGAGUCAGAGGUUGUAUGAUUGUUUGAGUGUGCAGGGUGGAGAUCGGAUGAUGAGGGUUUUCGAUGGAGCAUACCACAAACUCGACCGCGAACCCAACGGCGUCGGCGAGGAAUUUGCACGCGAGGCGGGAGAGUGGAUCGAGCGGCGCGCAAGAGGCGAGAGGGGCGCGCUGGAUCGCGAGGGGCGGAAGAUACUAAACGCAGAAAGACUCGCAGCAAGCGAUAGUGAGCAUCCCGCCAUGGAAGGUUUCGAGCUCGUAGAAGUCACCUCGGCAGCCACAGAAGCAGAAAUUGAGCAGCUCGUACGUGUAGUGCAAGAGGCAGUCUUCGAUGACCCGGUCAUGGGUACCCGACUGAUCGGCCUGUCCGACGAGAAAAAGACGGAAUGGGCGCGGCGGUAUUGGCUGUCGGCUCAUAUCCAUAAUUCGCACAUGCGGGUAUAUGGCGUGAGGGAUCUGGAGACGGAGGAGUUCGUCGCGUACACUGUGCUGUCAUGUCCUGUCACGCCGACGCCCGAGGACGCAGAUGCCGCCAAAGCGAGGCUCCAGGAGAUGUUGGAGUCCUUGCCGCCACGCGGCGCCGAUUUUGUCAAGUACCUAUAUGCCGAUGGAACCCCUAUGUCGCACAGGUUGGACUACGACGCGACAAAGCAUUUUCACAAGCGGAGUACCCAAGUCCUGCCCUCGUAUCAGCGACGUGGGCUGGGAACGUGGAUGACGCGCCAUUGUAAUGCGGUUGCGGAUGAGGCCGGCCAGCCGACGUUUGUGCUUGCGCGGCCAAAGGCCGCCAAAAUGCUGGAGACGACGGGGUUUGUGCUGGGGGAGACCAAGAUGUUUGAGUCGUCCAAGUACGGGUGGCAUGAGGAUGCUGAAAUUAGGGUGUAUAGGAGAGAUCCGCAUGCUGUCGGUCCGGCCAGCUGA
Cyphellophora attinorum is the source of this 1710-nucleotide messenger RNA. RefSeq names its product putative monoglyceride lipase. The transcript is spliced from 8 exons. NCBI's taxonomy places the organism in Eukaryota, Fungi, Ascomycota, Eurotiomycetes, Chaetothyriales, Cyphellophoraceae. Gene Ontology annotation, cellular component: membrane. Gene Ontology annotation, molecular function: lipase activity. Bases 1 to 1710 code for a protein of 569 amino acids. The record is from RefSeq and is a predicted model, not a curated record.